Molecule: messenger RNA, 1239 nt
Organism: Peromyscus maniculatus bairdii (prairie deer mouse)
Lineage: Eukaryota; Metazoa; Chordata; Mammalia; Rodentia; Cricetidae
Product: olfactory receptor 6Z7-like
Biological process (GO): G protein-coupled receptor signaling pathway
Cellular component (GO): membrane
Molecular function (GO): olfactory receptor activity
Source: RefSeq, a predicted model, not a curated record
AUGGAGAGAUCUCUGCAACUGACCAACAGGUCCACUCACCAGGAUUUUAUCCUGCUGGGUUUGUCUGCCAGGAAAGACAUCAGGGAUGGUCUGUUUGUUAUUUUUCUGGUCCUCUGUCUGAAUAUGCUAGUUAUCCUCUUAGAGAAUAUACUAGUUAUCUACCUCAUCUGCAGCCACCAUGAGUUACUCCACAAGCCCAUGUACUUCUUCCUGGGCAACCUCAGCUGCCUGAAGAUGUGCUAUGUGUCAGUCACCAUGCCCAGCCUGCUCAUGAGCCUGAGGUCCAGCCCUUGCCAUGUGUCCUUCACAUCCUGCAUGGCUCAAUUGUUUUUAUUCAUUUCUUUCAUUGGUACCAAGUGCACCCUCCUGGCCUCCAUGGCCUAUGACUGCUAUGUGGCCAUCUGCCGCCCACUGCACUACCCACUGCUCAUGAGGCCCCAAGUCUGCCGGGGAUUGGCUUUGUCCUCCUGGGUGGGUGGACUGUUGGUCUCUGUGAUCAAGACCACAUGCAUUGCAAGUCUGUCCUACUGUGGCCCCAAUGUCCUCAAUCACUUCUUCUGUGAUGUCUCUCCUCUGCUCAACCUGUCCUGCACCCACGUGGCUCUCACAGAGCAGGCCGACUUCAUCUCAGCCAUCAUCAUCUUCUGUGGGUCAUUGCUAGUUGCUCUGGCCUCUUAUGUGUCCAUCAGCAGGGUGCUGAUCCAGAUGCCUUCUGCUGCUGUGAACCACAAAGCCUUCUCCACCUGUGCUUCCCACCUCCUCAUGAUGGGUAUUUUCUACUCUGUGGUCAUCUUUAUGUAUUCCAGGCCUAGACAUAUCAAAUCUACAGACCUCAACAAGGUGCUAUCAGUCAUCUACACAGUGGCAAUGCCCAUGUGUAGCCCAAUCCUCUACUGCUUGAGGAAUAGGGAGGUCUAUGCAGUGCUGAAGAAAACCCUCCAUCUGUGCUGAGAUUCUUGAGAAUUCAUGGCCAAAUGCACAUGAAGAAAUUUCAAAGGCAGAAAGAAACAUGACAGAAGUUUCUGGGAUACUGUGUAGAGUCUUUGUAUAAUCAACAUGAAAAACAGGAAUAUUAUAUGGACUCAUCAGAUGGCUCAGUGACUAGACAAUUGCUCUCAAGCCUGAUGACCUGAGUCCCUGGGCCUCACAUUGUAGAAGGAGCAAACUGACACCCAUGGGUGGUUCUCUGUUCUUCACAAGUGCAUGGUGAAUGCAUAUACUCCAAUUCACGACAGACAA